Molecule: messenger RNA, 642 nt
Organism: Lycium ferocissimum
Lineage: Eukaryota; Viridiplantae; Streptophyta; Magnoliopsida; Solanales; Solanaceae
Exons: 1
Coding region: 1-642 (213 amino acids)
Source: RefSeq, a predicted model, not a curated record
AUGAAUUUAACUCAUCGUGUGAGUUCAAUCAUUGCUUCCACCUUAGUUCAGAAGAAGGGAGAUCCGAGGGUGUUUACCAUUCUGUGUAAUAUUGGGCUUCAUGCAUUCGCUCGUGCUCUAUGUGAUAAUGGGGCGAGCAUCAAUCUAAUGCCCUUUGCUAUUUUCAAACAAUCCGGAUUGGGAAUGCCUAGACCGACUUCUAUGCGAUUACAAAUGGCGGACAGAUCCAUCAAGAAGCCAAUUGGGGUUAUAGAUGAUGUGUUGGUACAAGUGGGUAAGUUCAUGCUGCCUGCUGAUUUCGUUAUUCUGGAUUGUGCGGUUGAUAAAGAUAUUCCCAUCAUCUUGGGAAGACCAUUCCUUGCUACGGACAGAGUGCUUAUAGACUCUGAAAAUAAUGAAAUAAAGUUUCUAGUAAAUGAUGAAGAGGUGACUUUUCAAGCAAGUAAGGGGAUGAAGUUGCCAAAUGCUUAUGAGAGUAUCUCAGUUAUUGAUUCAUUUGACGAGUUUGAUGGUGCUGUCGAACACAAAAUGGAAGAAGAAAGUUUGGGAGAAGCUCUUGCUGCUGUUCUGGUGAACUUUGAUGCUGACGAUAUGGAGGGCUACGUGGAAAUUAUAAAUGCGCUUGAGGGUCUGGGUUCUUAA